CGCUGUCAGCAAAAAUAAGCGCGCGGCGUGUUUUUACAGCCCAAACACAAGAUUUCGAGGAACCUUACCAAAAGUGUUAAUUGUUUAAUUUGUCUAGAGCACAACAGCUGCCAUGGGAAUUUUGGGCUUAUCAAAGCUUAUAGCCGAUUUGGCUCCACAGGCCAUUCGCGAAAGUGAAAUCAAAAACUUUUUUGGUCGCAAGGUGGCAAUUGAUGCCAGUAUGUGCCUGUAUCAGUUUCUGAUCGCUGUGCGAUCCGAAGGGGCGCAACUGGCCACCGUAAACGGGGAUCCCACAUCCCACUUGAUGGGAAUGUUCUACCGGACAAUCCGGCUGUUGGAUAAUGGAAUCAAGCCCGUGUAUGUUUUUGAUGGAAAACCACCAGAUCUAAAGUCCGGCGAGCUGGCCAAGCGAGCUGAACGCCGGGAGGAAGCCGAAAAGGCCCUAAAAGCAGCCACUGAGGCUGGCGAUGAUGCUGAGAUUGAAAAGUUCAAUCGACGAUUGGUGCGCGUGACCAAGGAACACGCCCGCGAAGCCAAGGAGCUGCUCAAACUUAUGGGCGUGCCGUAUGUGGAGGCUCCUUGCGAGGCAGAGGCGCAGUGUGCGGCUUUGGUAAAAGCUGGAAAAGUAUAUGCCACAGCUACGGAGGACAUGGAUGCCCUUACGUUUGGAUCCACGAAACUGUUGAGAUAUCUCACAUAUAGCGAAGCGCGCAAGAUGCCCGUCAAGGAGUUUAGCUACGAGAAGCUCCUCGAGGGUCUGGGCGUCAACAAUAGGGAGUUCAUCGAUCUGUGCAUCCUGCUUGGCUGCGAUUACUGCGAAAGCAUCAAAGGAAUCGGCCCGAAGCGAGCCAUUGAACUGAUAAACAACUACCGGGACAUAGAAACGAUCCUCGACAACCUCGAUACAAGUAAGUAUACGGUUCCGGAAAACUGGAACUACAAGAUAGCCAGGGAACUGUUCAUUGAGCCGGAGGUGGCCAAUGCGGAGUCCAUCGAACUCAAGUGGACGGAGCCCGACGAGGAGGGCCUGGUGAAGUUCCUCUGCGGCGACAGGCAGUUCAACGAGGAUCGAGUACGCAGCGGCGCCAAGAAACUCCUGAAAUCGAAGCAGUCUCAGACCCAGGUGCGUUUAGAUAGCUUUUUCAAAACCCUACCCAGUACUCCCAAUGCCACGAACGCCGCCAAGCGAAAGGCCGAAGAGGCCAAGAAGAGUGCCAACAAUAAAAAGGCCAAGACCAGCGGUGGUGGCGGCGGGCGUGGCCGGAGACCAAAAUAAAGUUUUCUGGAAAAAACAUACAACUUUUUAAUAUUUAUCCUAUGCGUAUUAAAAGCCUAUUUCUACAAUUAAAAUUACAUCUUUGAGCUUAA
Molecule: messenger RNA, 1368 nt
Organism: Drosophila bipectinata
Lineage: Eukaryota; Metazoa; Arthropoda; Insecta; Diptera; Drosophilidae
Gene: Fen1
Product: flap endonuclease 1
Cellular component (GO): nucleus
Molecular function (GO): 5'-3' exonuclease activity; manganese ion binding; DNA binding
Source: RefSeq, a predicted model, not a curated record